ACUGUGAAAGCAAAGAAGACAGGAUGGAACAGGCAAGCCAUGGCCGAAGAAAAUUCAAAAUCCAAAGCCAAGAUUGACGAUGAAAACUUCUUGACCAGGUCGCUUUUGGUGUCCUCAGGCGAUCAAUCGGGUUGGUGACUGACAUUAACGUCCAUAAAUCCACAAAUCCACAAAUCAAAUGGCGGAAAAUGAAAUUCAGAUAUUGCUUCCAUUCUUCAGAUUUGCCCUAGUUUCAAAAUGUGUUCUGAAUCUUCAGAUUAUCCUGUUAAAUCUUGUUUGUUGUUGUUGUUGUUGUUGAUUUGCACCUUCUUCUUCCAUUGUUGCAGCUCCGCCAAUUUCUCCUUCUCUUCUUUCCCCGAUUUGACCAAUAUCACUCUCGUCAACAGUGCGUCAAGAGGCACGGUUCUCAAUCAUCCUUCUCUCCGCCUCACCGACAACCAGAUCGGCGGCAGCAUCGCCAACGACACCGGAAGAGCUUUCUUCUCGGAGCCGAUUCAACUGUGGGAUCCAACCACCAACAUAACUGCGGAUUUCACUACUUAUUUUGAGUUUGUGAUCUUGUUUUCCAACGGUAGGCCGAACGCCUCCGCCGGCGGAAUCGCUUUCUUCAUAGCUUCAGAGAAUUCCACAUCGCCUCCUUUGAAUUCCGGCGGCGGUUGGCUAGGGUUAUUCAAUCAAUCGAAUGACGACAAUCCAUCCAAUCAGAUGGUCGCCGUCGAGUUCGAUAUUUUCCGAGAUCCAUGGGAUCCUAGCGAUAAUCAUGUCGGCGUCGACGUGAACUCCAUCGUCUCCGUCGCUAAUCGUACUUGGAGUAACACGAUGGUCUCCGGAGAUAUUUUGGGCGCACGAAUCACUUACAAUGGAACAUCCAGGAGGCUGGAUGUUACGCUGAAAGAUCCUCAGGUUCCAAACGAGUCGAUAACUUUGAAUCUUACUGAUAUUCCCAUUGAUUUGAAGGAAAUUCUUCCGCCGAGAGUGAUCGUUGGCUUCUCUGCAUCAACAGGACAGUGGAUCCCAAUUCAAGCAAUCAGAAGUUGGAAUUUCACUUCGAGUUUGGAUCUGAUUGUUGAAACUGGAAACGGUGGGGGGAAAUCCAAUUGGUGGAUUGUGGGGCUGGUUAUUGGACUGGUGGGUUUGGUAUCUCUGUCUGGUUUGUUAUUUGGAAUCUGGUGGAGGAGAAAUAGGAGGAAACUGAAAGAAAGAGAAGAAGGAGAUGAUGAUGAUUUUGAAGAUGAUGAAGAAAUUGGCAUGGUGAACACUGUUGAUGAAGACAUAAAAGGAACUGGGCCAAAGAGAUUUGCUUAUAAGGAACUGUUUAAAGCAACCAACAACUUUUGUGAAGAGGGGAAGCUUGGACAAGGAGGUUUUGGUGGUGUUUACAAAGGAUUUGUGGCAGAACUAAACAUGGAAAUUGCAGCAAAGAAGAUAUCAAGCAAUUCCAGACAGGGCAAAAAGGAGUACAUCUCUGAGGUGAACAUCAUAAGCCGUUUACGACACCGGAACCUGGUUCAACUCGUCGGAUACAGCCACGAGCGUGGCAAUUUCCUACUCGUUUACGAGUACAUGCCGAACGGGAGCUUGGACUUCCAUUUGUUCGGGAAAAAACCGCGCAUCCCCUGGCCUAUAAGAUUCAAAAUAGCCCAUGGCAUAGCCUCUGCCUUGCUCUACCUCCAUGAGGAGUGGGAGCAAUGUGUUGUCCACAGAGACAUCAAGUCAAGCAACAUAAUGUUGGACUCAAACUUCAACGCGAAGGUCGGCGACUUCGGUCUAGCCAGGCUUGUCGACCAUGGCCUCCGCUCGCCAACGACAGUCGUGGCAGGCACCAUGGGCUACCUAGCUCCAGAGUCCCUUCUUACCAGCAAGGCGAGCAAGGAAUCAGACGUGUUCAGUUUCGGGGUCGUGGCGUUGGAGAUAGCCUGUGGGAGAAAGGCAGUGGAGCACCAUGAAGAAGAAGCAAAGAUCAGUUUGGUGAGUUGGGUUUGGGGGCUGUAUGGACAAGGCAGGAUCAUAGAAGGAGCUGAUAAGGCAUUGAAUGGAGAGUUCAGCCAAGAAGAGAUGGUGUGUUUGAUGACUGUGGGGCUUUGGUGUGCGCACCCAGAUCAUAACCUGAGGGCUUCCAUAAGGCAAGCAAUUCAGGUUCUGAACUUUGAAGCCCCUUUGCCCAAUCUCCCAACUUACAUGCCUGUGCCUAUGUUCUAUGCUCCCUCAGUUGCCAAUCAAAACCCUUUUUCUUAUACUUACUCAACAACCAACACAAACAGCCAAUUAUCUCAGCAAUCUGAUACUUCUCAGCCUGUUUCCUCCAAGUCAUCCUUGUAAAUUCUUCAUUCUUUUCGAUGGGUUCGGGGUAAAUUCCCCGUCGCUCUCUUUAGUUUGUCUUAGAUUAAAAAAUUUAUACGAAGAUUUAGGCUCGAGAGCUUUUCUUUUGAA
Momordica charantia (bitter melon) is the source of this 2430-nucleotide messenger RNA. Its product is annotated as L-type lectin-domain containing receptor kinase IX.1. Lineage: Eukaryota; Viridiplantae; Streptophyta; Magnoliopsida; Cucurbitales; Cucurbitaceae. Gene Ontology annotation, molecular function: carbohydrate binding; ATP binding; protein kinase activity. Gene Ontology annotation, biological process: protein phosphorylation. The record is from RefSeq and is a predicted model, not a curated record.